CUGUUCCGGCGCAGCGGGCCCGCGGCGGCGGCGGCCGCGGCGGCGGCGGAGGGCGCGGGCGGCGGCGCGUCGUUCCGCGCGCUGCGCGAGCGCGUGGCGCGCGCCGUGGAGGCCGACAUCCGGCGCCAGGCGGCGGGCGCCGAGCUCACCGACGACGACUACGCCGAGCUGGCCUACGCCUCGUGGUCGCGCUUCUACUCGGGCUGCGUGCAGUACGCGGAGGCGGCGACGCGCGCCCUGGGGCUGCUGCCGCUGGGCGGCGGAGGCGGAGGGGCCGCGGCCGGCGCCGUGCUGCUCAAGCGCCGCUGCUACUCGCUGCUGCGCCCCAUGGACCCCCUCGAGCAGCAGCUGCUGGCGCCCGAGGCCGCCUCUGCGGCGGACAGCCCCUCCGACCGCAAGGCUGGAUCUCCGUCGUGGGACGAGUCGGAGGGCGCGGGCGAGGGCGACGAGGGGCUGCGCGCGCUGGCGAGCGCGCUGGCGCUGCUGGAGGCGCGCUGCCCGCCCGAGCUGAAGGCGGCCGUGGCCACGGCGCUGGAGGAGGCGCAGAACCCCGAGACGCGCGUGGCCGAGCUGCUGCGCGCGCCGCCCACCGCCGACACCGAGCCCUUGCUCGCGCCGCCCUUCCUGCAGGUGAGCACCUGCUCUGUCUUCGGG
This is a messenger RNA of Gryllus bimaculatus (two-spotted cricket), 654 nucleotides long. The record is from the annotation of a GenBank genome assembly. Lineage: Eukaryota; Metazoa; Arthropoda; Insecta; Orthoptera; Gryllidae.